AUGGCGCUGGUCGAGUACAGCUCCAGCGAUGAAUCCAACGAGGAGGAGGAGGAGGAGCAGCAGCCGAUGCCGCCAGAGAAUCGCAUGGACCUUACCGCCGAUGGGGUGGACCAGAUGGACUUUGCUAGCGGUGGAGGCGAUCACGUGGAAGUCGUCUCCGGCACAGCGCACGGCACUGCCGGUAAAGUGGACCUCGUGGACCUCACAUCCAGUGCAGUGGACAACACGCUCAGUGAACAGAUCCCCUCGGAGGACUCCGAGUCCGACUCGGACUCGAGCUCCGACUCCGACUCGAGCUCCGACUCGGACGGCCAGGAGGUCGCUGAGAAGGAGGAGGAGGAGGAGGAGGGAGGCGAGAAGGACAAGGCUCGGCGUGUCUUCGGGCCCAUGACCAAAGGAGAACUAUGCCUGCUGGACUUACCGGCCAUCGAGCACCUGCGCAUCUCGCUGCCGGAGGAGCAGUGCACGCGCGUGGGCACCGUGGCCAGCGUCGUCGAGUGUCUCGUGGUGGUACAGUCGACUCCCGGCUCGCCGCCGCUCGACAUCGACUCGGUGCUGUUCCUCGAGAGCGGCCGCCGCCCUCUCGGCCGCGUCUAUGACGUCAUGGGGCCGGUCCACCACGCCGCCUACUGCGUGCGCUUCAACAGCCCAGAGGAGAUCCGCGAGUUCGGGAUAGAGGCGGGCGCGGACGUGUUCUACGCACCCGGCUCGGACGAGUACAGCCAUUACGUGUUCGUGGAGGCGCUGCGCAAGUUGCGGGGCUCGGACGCCAGCUGGUGGGACUGCAAUGAGCCGCCGGAGAACUGCCGCGACUUCUCCGACGACGAGGAGGAGCGGGCGCACCGGCGCCAGGCCAGGAAGCGGCCGUUGCAGGGAGGUGCGCCCCCGGCCGCGGCGGCGUCAUCGUCGGAGGGUGGGCCGCCCCGACCCGCGCGGGGUCGAGGUCGCGGUCGGGGUCAGCCGCAGCCGCGCCCGCCCUGGAUGCCGGCACCGCCCCGCAACCCUUUCUACGGUCACCGGCCCCCAUCCAGCGGCGGCCCGCCACAGUCGUGGUGUGCGACGCCGCCACCCACCUGGCCGCCACCAGCUUUCCACACCGCGCCGCCGCCGCCGCCCGCGGCGUUCAACGUGCCUCCGCCGGGCCCUUUCGGUCAACCGCCGCCAUCUUUCUCGCGGCCGCCGCCGCCGAUCGGCGUGCCACCUACCGGCGGCCCCAGGCAACAGCCCGCCGCCGCCCUGGGCACAGCCCGGCUUCUGGGGCCGGCACUGGUGCAGCUCGUCCGGGUUAUCCCGCGCCCGCACUACGUCUACCGACCAGCUACUGCACACUCAGCAACGGUGUAG
Molecule: messenger RNA, 1344 nt
Organism: Pollicipes pollicipes
Lineage: Eukaryota; Metazoa; Arthropoda; Thecostraca; Pollicipedomorpha; Pollicipedidae
Product: H/ACA ribonucleoprotein complex non-core subunit NAF1
Exons: 10
Coding region: 1-1344 (447 amino acids)
Biological process (GO): pseudouridine synthesis; ribosome biogenesis; box H/ACA snoRNP assembly
Cellular component (GO): sno(s)RNA-containing ribonucleoprotein complex
Molecular function (GO): RNA binding
Source: RefSeq, a predicted model, not a curated record